Solanum tuberosum (potato) is the source of this 648-nucleotide messenger RNA. RefSeq names its product zeatin O-xylosyltransferase-like. The record is from RefSeq and is a predicted model, not a curated record. Bases 1 to 648 code for a protein of 215 amino acids. The transcript has a single exon. Lineage: Eukaryota; Viridiplantae; Streptophyta; Magnoliopsida; Solanales; Solanaceae.
AUGGCUAGUGUUGUUGAAGACGUUGCUUCUAUACCAAAUGCAGAGGCCUAUUGUUUCAACUCCUCGUCUGCUUUUUUGAUAAGUUCCAUGUAUGUGGAAGAGGAACUAAUACGACUCCAUCUCCUCUUGUUUAUUGGCAAAUUUGCCGCGAGAGUUCUACUCCCAAGUGGAUUUGAAUUUCCCAAAAAUCUUCUGUCCUAUCAAAGUAGUUUCAUACCCGAGUUUAUGGACUUUAGUAUAAGGCAAGACUUGUAUAAAAAAUUCUGCUCUGGAAACCUUUACUACACAUGCAAGGCGAUUGAGGGGCCUUAUAUCGAUGUUCUUGCAAGGUUCAAUAGGUUACUAAGAAGAAGCCCUAAGCAAUGGGCUAUAGGUCCAUUACUUUCAAUCGCGACCAUAAAUGAUGAUCAAAACAACAUUAAUCGUCAUGGGUGUUUGAAAUGGCUAGACAAACAAGAACCAAACUCUGUAAUAUUAGUGUCAUUUGGAACAACAACUUCCUUAUCCACAGAGCAAAUCAAAGAGCUCGCUAUAGGGUUGGAAAAGAGUCAACACAAGUUCAUUUGGAUAGUGAGUGAUGUGUUGUUAAAAGAAGGCGAACAAGUUCAAAUUCCCAAAGGUUAUGAAGAGAGAGUACAAGGAAGAUGA